AGACAGCCACAGAGCUCCAGUGGCGUGGGCAAGGCUGGCCAAGGAUGGCGACACCCAGGGGCCUGGGAGCCCUGCUCCUGCUCCUCCUGCUCCCGACCUCAGGUCAGGAAAAACCCACCGAAGGGCCAAGAAACACCUGCCUGGGGAGCAACAACAUGUACAAGUACGACGUCUUCAACUUGAAUGACAAGGCUUCAUGCUUCACCAAGUGCAGGCAGUCGGGCAGCGACCCCUGCAAUGUGGAAAAUUUGCAGAGAUACUGGCUAAACUACGAGGCCCAUCUGAUAAAGGAAGGCUUGAUGCAGAAGGUGAACACGACUUUCCUGAAGGCUUUGGUCCAGAACCUCAGCACCAACACCGCAGAAGACUUCUACUUCUCUCUGGAGCCCUCUCAGGUUCCGAGGCAGGUGAUGAAGGACGAGGACAAGCCCCCUGACAGAGUGCGACUUCCCAAGAGCCUUUUUCGAUCUCUGCCAGGCAACAGGUCUGUGGUCCGCUUGGCCAUCACCAUUCUGGACAUCGGACCAGGGACUCUCUUCAAGGGCCCCCAGCUCGGCCUGGGAGAUGGCAGCGGCGUGUUGAACAAUCACCUGGUGGGCUUGAGUGUGGGACAAAUGCGUGUCACCAAGCUGGCUGAGCCUCUGGAGAUUGUCUUCUCUCACCAGCGUCCACCCCCCAACACGACCCUCACCUGUGUAUUCUGGGAUGUGACUAAAGGGCCCACUGGAGACUGGGCUUCUGAGGGCUGCUCCACGGAGGUCAGACCUGAGGGGACCGUGUGCUGCUGUGACCACCUGACCUUUUUCGCCCUGCUCUUGAGACCCACCUUGGACCAGUCUACGGUGCAUAUCCUCACACGCAUCUCCCAGGCGGGCUGUGGGGUCUCCAUGAUCUUCCUGGCCUUCACCAUUAUUCUUUAUGCCUUCCUUAGGCUUUCUCGGGAGAGGUUCAAGUCAGAAGAUGCCCCAAAGAUCCACGUGGCCCUGGGUGGCAGCCUAUUCCUCCUGAAUCUGGCCUUCUUGUUCAAUGUGGGGAGUGGCUCAAAGGGGUCUGAUGCUGCCUGCUGGGCCCGGGGGGCUGUCUUCCACUACUUCCUGCUCUGUGCCUUCACCUGGAUGGGCCUGGAAGCCUUCCACCUCUACCUGCUCGCCAUCAGGGUCUUCAACACCUACUUCGGGCACUACUUCCUGAAGCUGAGCCUGGUGGGCUGGGGCCUGCCUGCCCUGAUGGUCAUCGGCACUGGGAGUGCCAACAGCUACGGCCUCUACACCAUCCGCGACAGGGAGAACCGCACCUCUCUGGAGCUAUGCUGGUUCCGUGAGGGGACGACCAUGUACGCCCUCUAUAUCACCGUCCACGGCUACUUCCUCAUCACCUUCCUCUUUGGCAUGGUGGUCCUGGCCUUGGUGGCCUGGAAGAUCUUCACCCUGUCUGGUGCUACAGCAGUCAAGGAGCGGGGGCAGAACCGGAAGAAGGUGCUCACCCUGCUGGGCCUCUCGAGCCUGGUGGGUGUGACAUGGGGGUUGGCCAUCCUCACCCCAUUGGGCCUCUCCACUGUCUACAUCUUUGCACUUUUCAACUCCUUGCAAGGUGUCUUCAUCUGCUGCUGGUUCACCAUCCUCUACCUCCCAAGUCAGAGCACCACAGUCUCCUCCUCAACUGCACGAUUGGACCAGGCCCACUCCGCAUCUCAAGAAUAGGAAAGCAUGGCCUUGCAAUCUGGACUCAGCUCUGGCUCGCUGUGUGACCUUGGUCAGCUCUGUGCCUCCCUCUGGGCCAGCUUCCUUCUCUGUACAAUGUGGCUGGGGAGGGAGAGGAUGGGACCAGGUUGGACCACGUGGCAUCAGAGGUCCCAUCCAGAUCCAACUGUAGGUCCAAGAGUCCACGUAAGCAGGUUUGCAAGGCUCUAAAUUUCCUAUAGUCCUGAGACCCCCUGCCAGCAAAAAGUGACAGUCACCUCCAUGCCCUGCCCUCAUUGCAAAGCCCUCACUCACCUUCUGGUCUCAGCAAGGGAGGAGAGUCUGUUGUUGGUGUAGCCCUGGAAGGAGCCCCCAGCCUCUCCCCUCCUCCUCCUUGUCACUGGCCUCCCACAACUCCCCCUCUGGCUGCCUGUAACCUUGAGGGGCAUUCAGGAGGCCAGCGUUCCCUCAGGCAUUGGGGGUUUGUUUUGCGGGGUGGGAGUUGAUCCACCCACCCAGUCUGCCCCUGGUCUCUGCCCAUCCCAUCAGAGCCCACCCUCCUGGAAGAGACCCCCACGUUCAGAGUGCUGGGAGCCCUGCAGGUGUCCAGGGACACUGCAUUUCAAAGAACCACUGAGUGGGUGAGCUACCUUGGGCAAACCCCCCACUCCUGACUCUGACCGCCACGUGGGUGGCCCAACCUCUGACCUGCUGUCAUCAUAGAGGUAGCAAUCAAACGAUUUGGGGCUCAGCACACCUGGGGAUGCUCCCACUCAUUCAGUGUGUGGGGCCCCUAAGUAGAGGCUAGGCAUUGCCACUAGAACCUGAGCUCCUAGAGAACAAGGACCUGGGUGGCCUCGCUCACUGUUCCAGCCCAGGCUGAGCACAGGGCCUGGCUCGUGGCAAGCCUUGAAUAAAUAUUUGUUGGCUGAA
Molecule: messenger RNA, 2612 nt
Organism: Symphalangus syndactylus (siamang)
Lineage: Eukaryota; Metazoa; Chordata; Mammalia; Primates; Hylobatidae
Gene: ADGRG3
Product: adhesion G protein-coupled receptor G3
Biological process (GO): cell surface receptor signaling pathway; adenylate cyclase-activating G protein-coupled receptor signaling pathway
Cellular component (GO): plasma membrane
Molecular function (GO): G protein-coupled receptor activity
Source: RefSeq, a predicted model, not a curated record